AUGAAACGAAUUUAUUCACUCCUCGAGGCUUCACAAGAAAGCUAUUUUGUCGGCGGAGUCGGCUGCAUCGUUCUCUAUCUGCAGCCUACGAAGACCCAUCGAAAAACGACAAUGGAGGAGAGAAAGUCUACGACUUCCUUAGGCACAACUAUCCUACUAUUCAUAGUGAUAUCGAGCAUUUAUAUCCAGAAGACUUUUAAAAAGCGCAGGUUUCCAGAAAUCCAUCGAGGGUGCUGUGGGGGUAUUACAUUAUUGAAGAAAGAGAUAUCAUAUGGGUGUCGAGAAUUGAAGAUUCGAUCUACCGUACCAGAGGUAUCCUAUCGCUGUUGGGUAUCCAUGUGUCAUGCUGAGAAGCUGACCGCAAAGAAACACCUCUUUACAUGCUCAACUUUAAUGAGGAUUGAGAUUAGGAAGUCCUGGAUAAUACUAAUCCCUGAGGCAAAAACAGAGGCGAUGUGGAAAGAGCGCAGCAAUCUCCAUCUGUGGUUCCAAGUAUACGUCAUUAAUUUGUUGUUUUACGGCCUGCAAAACGAUGACCACACGAAGUCGGCUUCCGUCAUGGUUUUGAAGCAAAUGGCCUUCAAAUCCUCCCAUACCCCCGAUCCAGUUGACUUGUGUCAAGCGAUACAGGAGACGGCGGAUGACCAGCGUGUCUCCGGCACCAUAUUGAUCUUGAUUACGAGCUUCCCACUAGCAUCUAGAUAUCUUCUCCCAGAUUCCAUGCCAACAUGUGAAGGACUUACUGAACUUUCGAUAAGUCAUAAAAAGAGUCCAUCCAAAUAUUCAGCUCCUCGAGGUAUUUCCGGGCUGCAACAUCGAAGUAAUGAAAUUAUUUUAGACGAUGUCCAAGUUCCAGACGAGAUAUAG
Lindgomyces ingoldianus is the source of this 867-nucleotide messenger RNA. RefSeq lists its product as uncharacterized. NCBI's taxonomy places the organism in Eukaryota, Fungi, Ascomycota, Dothideomycetes, Pleosporales, Lindgomycetaceae. The record is from RefSeq and is a predicted model, not a curated record. The transcript is spliced from 11 exons. The coding region runs from base 1 to 867 and encodes 288 amino acids.